UUGUAACCACAUCAUCUAACUGUUUUGUUCAGGCCGGCCGAAAACAAUUAUGUAUCAUAUGCGGUUGUGUGUCAUGCUAAGGUAGGAUUCAGUGUGGAUUCUAGUUUAGAUCACACACACUGUAGCGCAUGAGUGAAGACAGCAGUGAGGAGGAGGGAAGGCUAGUGCAACCGCUUAGGAUCACACGGCGAACCGCUCUUAGUCAACCAAUCACUUUCCAUGAGUUAGCUCCUGGGGAGGAAAGGAGACUACGAAGGGAAGCAAGGGAGCGGGUAGCACCGAGGAGGAUUAGGGACGCAGCAGCCAGCUUAGCGGCUGCGAUGGCUACCGCUGCCUCUACGUCACAAACCUCUUCCCUGUCUUCUUCGUCAGGAGAAGGGCAGGGUGGAUCAGGUGCAGUUAGUCAGUCUGCUGGUUUGCAAGUCAGCCAGCAGAGUCCACUCACACCGGAGGAUUUAGAAAUCCGACAGGCGGAAGAACUUCAGGAUGAUCUGCAGCGGCAGUUGGACGAAGCAGCAGAGAGGAGAAGAAGAGCAAUACUCAGAAAGGCUAGACUAGGAAGAAGAGUGCAGGAGCUAGGCAAACUAGAAGGGCUAGAUGAGGCGGCAUUAGACCCUACUGUUCGUGUGUUGCGUAGUGCUUUACUAUCAGUGGCAGAAGCGCAGAAUGUCCAGCAGGAAUUGCUGACCGAAUUUGUGGCAGGCCAGAAACAAAUCCUGGCUGAACUUCGGGUUCCUCGUAAAGUAAUGAGGCAGCCGCAGUUUGCUGUAGCUCCCUCUACGCGUGCGGGUCCUUCAUCGAUGCCGCAACCCACAAGGCCAUCUUUCCCUCCUAUGUUUGGCAUUCCCCCUCUAGGUGGUUUAGUAGCAACUAGUGGUCAGGUUCAUAGAGUCUCAGUCGUACCAUCUACGACAGUGGUCACUACAGUCCCACUGUCAAGCCAGGCCCAGGUUAGUGUGCAACAACCUAUUUCAGUGGCUAUGCAGCCGUUGCAGCAAGCCCCUGGGCCCAUGCAGCCUAUGCAGUGGAUGCCCAAGAUUCCUCUGCUGAGUCCUAAACCUUUUUCUGGAGACAGGAAGAAGGAUGAGGAUCUGGACACCUGGGUAAGAACUGUGCCUACAUAUGUGAGGCAUAAGCUUACAAGGUCAGAGCAGGAGGUUGUAGUUGCUGCGUCCUUUUUAGAAGGAUCGGCAACACGUUGGUUGAACGGGUUAGUGCAGCAGCAGGGCUAUGGUCAGGACUUCGAUGCAUGGGCACAGACCCAGACAUUGGAACAUUUCGUAGAGACUGUGUACAAGAGGUGGCAUGACCCUCAAGGGGCUCAGAAGGCCACCAACGCGAUCAAUCAUCUUUGUGCCAAAAAGUACAAGAAUGUUCACGAAGUCACAGACGUUGUAGAACGUCUGAUCGUAGUACCUGGUGUGCGCUUUGACCCUCAAGUACUCCUCACGGAUUAUUUGAGAUGUCUUCCAUCAGAAGUCGGGACGAAACUGGUGGACGAAGCCUACAUAGACCAACACAGCUUUGCUACAUUCAGCACGAAGGCCUUAGAUAUAGAGGCCAAGCUGGGAUCCGCGCAUCAGGUGUCUCAUGAUGGUAGGAAGAGACUCCCCCAGGACUGGAAGAAGAAGGGUCAGUUAAUGUUCGUUGACCACGAUGGUCAAACGACGGAGAUUGACGAUUUCCCAGACCUUGGGGAGGUGAUAGAGCAGGAUGGGGCCAGUGAGACUUCGGAUGGGGGAGUUGUGGCGCCUAUCAAAGAAAAUGCUAGGGGGACCAGGAAGAAGAAGGUAGUACGGUCCACGGGUCACCCUUGCAUGGUGGGUAGUUUAUCUGGGGCGGAUGCCUUAUUUGGGGCGCUUACACAGUAAUGUUAAAGGCAAAUCUGGCUAUAUGUUGAAACCUCCACCGAGUAUCCAAUAAUGAAUGCGUCAGUGCGGA
This is a messenger RNA of Chara braunii, 1941 nucleotides long. The record is from the annotation of a GenBank genome assembly. Lineage: Eukaryota; Viridiplantae; Streptophyta; Charophyceae; Charales; Characeae.